This is a messenger RNA of Acromyrmex echinatior (Panamanian leafcutter ant), 825 nucleotides long. RefSeq lists its product as uncharacterized. Lineage: Eukaryota; Metazoa; Arthropoda; Insecta; Hymenoptera; Formicidae. The record is from RefSeq and is a predicted model, not a curated record.
AUGGACAAUUGUUUGAUUUUCGAGGAGAAGAGAUCAUCGUUAGAUUGCACGUACUACGACAGUAAUAACUGUCAUCCGACGGAAGUGAUUCUGCGGAAUGCCGGUUGGGAUGCGCAGACUAUUGCGACCGGAUACUUUAAUUUCUGUGUACCGCUCUACGUACUGCUGGGAUUUUGCGAAGAUUACAAACGCAUAGUGAUCAACGCUCAUCACGAGUUGAUUUUAAUGCAAGCGCGCAACGAUAACAAUUGUCUGACGGAAGACCCGGCGACAGAGCCAACACUCGAAUUAUUCAAAAUACAGUGGCGAAUGCCGCACAUGUUAUUGAGCGAGAUAAAUAAACUGUCGAUGCUGCGCGCUUUGGAGAGCGGACGAUAUCUGAGCAUGGCUUUUCGCUUGUGGGAUCUGUACGAGUUUUUGUUCUUGCAGAGCACAACCGAGCAUUCUCGAUUCGACGACUGCAAAUUAACCAAUGCGAAACUCUACCUGAAUUCGGAAUGUUAUCCGUACGAUGACUUGAAUCAGGAUUUUGAUAAAAGCAGAUGUGCGAUUCUAUACGAUUUGUACGUACGUUUCUGUAAGAUCUACUACGGAUACGAGUAUCUUAAGCCGAGUCUCAUCUUUACAACUUUUUUACGUGAUGGCCCGUUCGUGAUCAUCGAUUGUUCUCGACAGAACGAAUCGAUCAAAAGUGGCACCAUAGAUGUGCAAUUAGACUUUGAAUGUAAGAAGAACGUGCCCGCAAAUACAGCCUAUUGUCUCAUCAUACACAAUCGCGUGGUUCAAUAUAAUCCAUUGACCAACGUUAUGCGCAAAAUCACCUAA